AGGGCGCAUGCGCACUAAGGCUUCAUUUGCUGACGCAAGAUACCUACAGGGAAAGAGUCUAUCUACAUUUAGCUGUUUGUUCGGGGUAAAACAGUCAGAAGAAAAAGCCUUUUUCAUACAGCAGCCAUGUCGGAAGACGAGAUUUUGUUUGACCCCACUAUGACCAAAAAAAAGAAAAAGAAGAAGAAGAUGAAGCCGUUUAUUGUUGAUGAGGAAGGAGAUGGGCUUGGAGAAGAGACCCAGCAGACAGAACCUCAUGAAAUAGAGCCUGAAGGAGGAGAGGAGCGUGAGGUGGAACCUGAGGAGGAUGAAGGGAAGAAAAAAGAGCUAACAGACGACUUGGAUGAUUUAAACUUCUUAAACCAGAAGAAAAAGAAAAAGAAGCCUAAGAAAAAGUUCAACGAUGAUAUCGAAGAGGGCAUGAAGGAGCUGAAGAUAGAGGGUGAGCAGCUUGAGUUGUUCGAAGAUGAGGAUGUGAAGGUGAAGAAAGUGGAAUUUGCGGAUGAAGGUGAUGCUGUUGAGAAAGAUGAUGCCAUGGACGAUGAUGACGGUAAAAAUAUGGAUGGCAUCACGUUCAGCUCUCAGACAGGCCCAGCUUGGGCAGGAUCAGAGAGGGACUACACAUAUGAUGAGCUGCUGAGUCGCGUGUUUAACAUCAUGAGGGAGAAGAAUCCCGACAUGGUGGCAGGAGAGAAGAGGAAGUUUGUCAUGAAGCCUCCUCAGGUUGUCCGAGUAGGAACAAAAAAAACAUCCUUCGUGAACUUCACUGACAUCUGCAAACUCUUGCAUCGUCAGCCAAAACAUCUCUUGGCUUUUUUAUUGGCUGAAUUGGGAACAAGUGGCUCCAUAGAUGGAAAUAACCAGCUGGUGAUUAAAGGACGAUUCCAGCAAAAACAAAUAGAGAACGUCUUGAGAAGAUAUAUCAAGGAAUAUGUGACGUGUCACACGUGCCGCUCGCCAGACACCAUCCUGCAGAAGGACACCCGACUCUACUUCCUGCAGUGCGAGACAUGCCACUCGCGCUGCUCUGUCGCCAGCAUCAAGACCGGCUUCCAGGCCGUGACGGGCAAGAGAGCGCAGCUACGCGCCAAAGCCAACUAAUGAGGCAGCCCCUCUUUUUGCAUCCCUUCCCACCCUGUGCAUUUCCCAGUCUGUGCUGCCCCAUGUAGCCAACAAGGAAUCACUCUGGCCUUGUCCUCCAACUGCUCAGUGCUACUACAGGGCAGAGCGAGGGCCCUAAUAGGCUUGGACUUGUGGCGUGAACUGUGAAGUAGAUUUGGAGUGGCCUGUUGGAAUAAUAUAAAAGAAUACAUUAAUGUACAGUAUAUGCAGGGAGUUUGGAAAGCUGUAAUCAGCUGGCAUAAUGACACUUGGUCACACUUUGUUGCGGCCUUUGCUCAGAAGGAAGGAUCAUACCUCUAUUUUAAAUGUAUUUUCUCGCUGUCAUAUCAAAACCUCUUAUCUCGAAAACCCCAUUUAAAAACUGCCCUUCAUAUUACAUAUGGUUCCAUUAGAAAUGGUCCAGAAUGACUUCUAAUCUUCUUGAAAAGACAUUAAGACAUUAAAAAUGUUUCUUUUUCCAUUUUGGAGGUAGGAGGUUUUGUUACAACAGCGACGAUAUAUGUUGGGAAGGAAGCCAAGGGAUGUUAGGCACGUACCUGUUCUGUUUCUCCACGCUGGUAUCAGGUUUUGCACUUCUGUUUCCAGGCUGGGUGUGCAGAGAUGGUAUCAGGAGGAAAUGGUGGCAUGUUCUUCCAGAUGAGUGGUUUACAUGCUUGUGUUUUGAAACUGAACUACAUUUACAGUCCUUCAUGAUUUCAUUUGCUCUCUCACAAAGAAGAGAUCCACGGAGACUUUUGGGGUAUUUUAAUGCAGGCUUGGUGCGGAUUCCCUUUGUUUUUGUUCGGUUUGUUCUGAUUAGGCUGUGCUGGUUUGAAGGCCUGUGUGACAAAACCCCACCUGACAGUCUCACUCUCGUUGCUGCUGUGCUUAAGCUUUUGUUUGUUUUACUGAAAAUUACAGUGUCAUUAAGGAAGUGACUUCCACGUAUUAAAACAGUAGAAAAAUCCUGCACAACUGGUUUUGAGAUGUACAGAAAAUUAUAUGGUUGUGCAGGUUGUUUGAACAAUAUGGGGCAGCAGAUAUUACAGUGUUUAGGCUGAAAGCAAGAUGGUUGUCUUUGUUUCAAACUGAUUUUUUUUUAAUAAAAAAGAAUUACCCCAAA
Molecule: messenger RNA, 2224 nt
Organism: Colossoma macropomum (tambaqui)
Lineage: Eukaryota; Metazoa; Chordata; Actinopteri; Characiformes; Serrasalmidae
Product: eukaryotic translation initiation factor 2 subunit 2-like
Exons: 9
Coding region: 127-1101 (324 amino acids)
Biological process (GO): translational initiation; formation of cytoplasmic translation initiation complex; formation of translation preinitiation complex
Cellular component (GO): eukaryotic translation initiation factor 2 complex
Molecular function (GO): translation initiation factor activity; translation initiation factor binding; mRNA binding
Source: RefSeq, a predicted model, not a curated record